GUUAAACCCACUCGAGCGUAAAGGUAAAGCUUACCCUCCUAUAAUACCAACAUUUGCGUAUAUUUCUAUCGUUUUGUUUUGAUCGUGUCGUUAAUUCGCUCCCUGAUUAUGUCAAAGAGGUACUUUAUAUUUAUGGCUCGAUCUAAGAUUCCGAAGAUUUAACAGUGCUAUUGAUUUUCUUAAACAAUAGAUCUUUGGCGAACGCACGAUCGAUGACGAUGGCAACAUUGUAGCUUACGAUUCUGGAAAACCCUCACAGUCCGCUUUUGAUGAAGAGAAAGAACAGGACAAAGUCCAUUAUUUGGAUGAAGAGUCUUCUGAGGAAGAGGAACAGGAAGACGAUGAAGAGAGUGAGGAUGAAGGAAAGGGGUCAUCAAAGAAGCGAAAAAUGGACGAUCAGCCAAAACAAUAUAAACCCAACCCAUUCAAAUCACAUAUCGACGAACGCAACAAAACACGAAAGUUGACACAAGAAGAACGGGAAAAACGAGAUCGAGAUUUUGCAGCACAAGCCAAAGAUCGACAGCAGUAUUAUAGCAAACGUCGACGCGAACGUAGCCAGAUGUUAGCAAAGAAUAGCAAAGGUCAACCCAAAAUGGCCCGACAGAUGGAUAAUCUACUUGAGAAAAUACAAAAGCAAAUGGGUGCCAAGUAGGAAUGAAUGGCUAAAGUUGGCUUCUUGUUUUUCUGACAUAUCAAAUUACAAAUUGUACAUACUAUUAUCAUUUUACAUCAUAUAUAAAUUUUCAAUAGAGAAGGU
Messenger RNA from Zychaea mexicana, 760 nucleotides. RefSeq lists its product as uncharacterized. The coding region runs from base 389 to 655 and encodes 88 amino acids. The transcript is spliced from 3 exons. NCBI's taxonomy places the organism in Eukaryota, Fungi, Mucoromycota, Mucoromycetes, Mucorales, Lichtheimiaceae. The record is from RefSeq and is a predicted model, not a curated record.